AGCGUCAAAGAGAGAUAACCGUCCCAAAGCGGAAGCUGACUUCAAAUAGAAAGCGAAAGCGUCUUUGUCAGUAAAGGAUCCAUUUUAGAUGUAAACCUACGCAUUCUCCUGUUUUUGUCUUACCUGCUUUCUGGAACCAUUCUUCACUCAGACUCGAACCCCAUCAUCGCAGUCAACUCCACUCCAUAUCACAAGUCCACCGAUGUAUACAGCGAGCCACUGGACAAACUGGUAACAGCGGAAGAGCUGUCCAAACGGAGGCAAGCGGUCAGCUGGAGAUCACUGUGAGUCAAAAUGAGCCUCUGUGAGGAGAAAGAAGAAGAUGCGGUUCACAGCCAGAACAAGAGAGGAGCAUCUCCAGAGUCCAGCUGUGUGUCUUUGAAGAGUGAUGCAUCCAUGCAAAAACCUGCUAAUUUCAGUGAUGGACCAGGGACUUUUACACCUAGAGAUAACCAGGAAAGCAACCCGCAGCUGAAGUCUUGUUCACAAGUGGCUGAUGAACUACAGAGAGUCAAAGACCAGCACAAAUCCAGCAUGAGGAGUAAAUAUGAGAGAUUGUUUGAGGGAAUCAACCAACAAGAAAAUCAAACCCUCCUGAACAGGAUCUACACACAACUGUACAUCAUAGAAGGAGAGAGCGAAGGUGUUAAUGAAGAGCAUGAGGUUUUACAGAUGGAGAAAACACCUGGAACGAAACGCUCUCAAGACAUUCCAAUAUGCUGCAAUGACAUCUUUAAAAUCUCAGCUGAGCCAGGACUUGAGGAGAAAGCCCAGAUCAAGACUGUUCUCACUAAAGGCAUCGCUGGAAUCGGGAAAACCGUCUCUGUGCAGAAGUUCAUUCUGGACUGGGCUGAGGGACGAGCCAAUCAGGAUGUAGAUUUCAUGUUUGUGCUUCCAUUUCGAGAGCUGAACUUGAUCAGAGAUCAUCAGUACAGUCUUCACAGACUUCUGCUGGACUUUCAUCCUGAGCUUCAGGAUCUGGACUCAAAGAUUUAUGAGCAGUGUAGAGUUGUGUUCAUCUUUGAUGGUCUGGAUGAAAGCAGAAUCACACUGAGGUUUUCAAACAUUGAGAACGUUUGUGAUCCGAAUGAAUCUUCAUCAGUGAGUGUGUUGAUAUCAAACCUCAUGAAAGGAGAUCUGCUUCCAUCUUCUCUCAUCUGGAUCACCUCCAGACCAGCAGCAACCCAUCAGGUCCCCUCCAAAUACAUCAGCCGUCUGACAGAAAUUCAGGGAUUCACUGAUCCUCAGAAGGAGGAAUAUUUCUGCAAGAGAAUCACUGAUGAGCAUCAAGCCAGGAGAAUCAUCUCCCACCUCAGAAGAGCAAGAAGCCUCCACAUCAUGUGCCACAUACCCGUCUUCUGCUGGAUCUCCUCCACUGUGCUUCAGAAGCUCCUGGAGGAAGAUGUGAGUACAGAAAUCCCUCAAACUCUGACUGAGAUGUACAUCCACUUCCUGCUGAUUCAGAUCAACAUGAGGAAGCAGAAGUACGAAGAGGGAGAUCCAGAGAAACACCUGCAAUCCAACAGAGAAGUGAUCCUCAAACUUGCUGAAGUGGCUUUCAGACAGCUGAUGAAGGGCAAUGUGAUGUUCUACGAGGAGGACCUGAUCGAGAGCGGCAUAGACGUCACUGACGCCUCAGUGUAUUCUGGGAUCUGCACUGAGAUCUUCAAGGAGGAAUCUGUGAUUCAUCAGAGGAAGGUCUACAGCUUCAUCCAUCGAAGCUUUCAGGAGUUUCUAGCCGCUUUCUGCGUGUUCUACUCGCAUUUGACGAAGAAAAUUGAGUUAUUGCAGUUGUUUCUUGAUGAUGAACAUGAGAGGUACGCAUCUAAGAGAAACUCUUUGUGUGAGCUUCUGAAAUCUGCAGUCAAUAAAACUCUUCAGUGCAAAAAUGGAUACCUUGACCUUUUUCUGCGAUUCCUCCUGGGCGUUUCGCUGGAGAGCAAUCAGAGACUUUUAGAGGAUCUGUUGACGCACACAGAGAAGAGCUCGGAAAUCAUCAUGGAGACUACACAGCACAUUAAAGACAAAAUCAGAGACAGCUUUGGCCUCCUAGCUGACAGAUCCAUCAGUCUGUUCCUCUGUCUUCUUGAAGUAAAGGAUCAGACUCUGCACGGAGAGAUCCAGGAGUAUGUUAAAUCAGAUGAACAGACAGAGAACAAGCUUUCUCCUGGACAAUGCUCAGCCAUCACUUAUAUCCUUCAGAUGUCGGAGGAGGUGCUGGAAACGUUUGAUCUACGCAAAUACAACACAUCAAAUGUGGGCAGAAAGAGACUGAUCCCAGCUGUGAUGAACUGCGCAACCGCUAUACUUGUUGGAUGUCAUCUCUCGGAUCAGCACUGCGAAAGUUUAUCCUCAGCUCUACAAUCACCAAACUCCAGACUAACCGAGCUGAAUGCGAGUAACAAUGACCUGCAGGAUUCGGGUGUGAAUCUGCUCUCUGCCGGAUUGAAGAGUUCACACUGUCAACUAAUCAUACUGAGAUUGGCAGGUUGUAGACUGACUGGUGUGUGCUGUGAGAGUUUGUCUUCUGCUCUCCAAUCAUCAACAUCGUGUCUGAGAGAGCUGGACCUGAGUAACAAUGACCUGCAGGAUUCAGGAGUGAAGCUUCUCUCUGAUGGACUGAAGAGUCCACACUGUCACCUGAACAUACUGAGGUUGGCGACCUGCAACCUCACUGCUGAGUGCUGUGAGAGUUUGUCUUCAGCUCUACAAUCCUCAAACUGUGUCCUGAGAGAGCUGGACCUGAGUAACAAUGACCUGCAGGAUUCAGGAGUGAAGCUUCUCUCUGAUGGACUGAAGAGUUUACACUGUCAGCUCAACAUACUCAGAUUGUCUGGCUGUAUGGUGACAGAGGAAGGCCCAAACUACACACUGGACAAACUCAAUGCGGAUCAUGGAGGGGAGUUCAGAAUUUCAGCAGGACUACAUAAAUAUGCCUGCGAUCUCACUCUGGAUCCAAACACCGCACACACUUGUCUCAUUCUGUCCGAGGGAAACAGAAAGGCAACAUGUGGGGAAGAUGUUCAGCUGUAUGCUGAUCAUCCAGAUAGAUUUGAUGGGUGUCCUCAGGUUCUGUGCAGAGAGAGUCUGUCUGGACGCUGUUACUGGGAGGCUGAAUGGGUUGGAAAUGCCAUCAUAUCAGCCACAUAUAAAGGAAUCAGAAGGAAAGGUGAGAGUUGUGCCUGUGAAUUUGGAUACAACAAAAACUCCUGGAGUCUGAUCUGCUUAAAUGAGAGAUUCACUGUCUGGCAUGAUCUUCAUUCAAGUGACGUUCGUGUCCCUUCAGACUUCUGUAAUAGAUUAGGAGUGUAUGUGGACGAGGCGGCCGGCUCUCUGACCUUCUACAGUGCGUCUAAAACGCACACGCUCACACACUUGCACACAUUCAGCAACACAUUCACCGAACCACUCUAUGCUGGAUUUACAGUUUUUCAUUCGCUGUCUCUGAUCUGACUUGAGAACACUGAGAGGAAAAGCAUCCUUUGGGAGCGCAGAUGGUCAAGACAGUUCUGGAGGUAAUAAUAAUAAUACUGAACCACGUUAAUGACAGACUUUGGCUGAGGCACUGCAAGAAAAAAAACAACAACAUUUCAGAUGUUUUAUAAAGUUCUCUGUUCUUUGGUUUGUCCAUCACACCCGUUUUUGUUAUCACACGAUCUGUUCAAACAAAUCACAUCACUUUCGAUUUCAGUUUUUUUUGUAAAUGUGUUUCCAUCAUAGUUUAGGUUCACUCAGGCAGACUAUGUGAAAAAGAAGGUUGACAGCGUCCAAUAUCGCCUACUAUUCAGUAGGUACUGCAUUUCAAUUUGAAUGUACUACUCGACUGAUAGAGAGGUACGUUCUUUACAGUACGAAUGUUAGCAUGAAAGGCACUCGGAUGUACUACAUACGCCAUUUUGUCAUGAUCAUGUGACUGACUUGCGUUCAGUUCACUCCCAUUCAUGAAUUCUCUCGUGGUGCAUCAUAGGAUAGCAUAGCGUCCAACUGAUGCGCACUUCAGAAUCUCGCUGGAAGAUUAUCCGUGUACUUCUCCCAUACUGAUUCUCGAAUUCUAUCAAUUCAGACAUACUACUUGGCUCGCAUACUGUUUUUAGCAUACUUUAUAGUAUGGAAGUAAGCAAGUGGUGCUUAUUAAACAGCAGGAAUAACAGCGUUUCCUUGGUUACUCCUGUAACAAAUGUGCUACACUGGAAAUUGAUAUGAAUUACACAGAGAUCUUCUUAUCGCCAAGACGCGUGAACGUUUUGAUUAACACGCUUCAUUCACACGUCAAAUUCACUUCACAAUAGAUGUGGAUGCUCGGCAUUAGCAGGGCUUCAGUCUACCCGGUGACAAUAGCUUCGUUGCUAAACAGCUAUUAUGGAUUUUAUUCAGAUAGUAGCUGUGCUUUAUGUACUUUAGGAAGGCUGAAAAACAGCGUAGAUUCGUUUGGCGCCAUGUCUGAGUCC
Molecule: messenger RNA, 4448 nt
Organism: Danio rerio (zebrafish)
Lineage: Eukaryota; Metazoa; Chordata; Actinopteri; Cypriniformes; Danionidae
Source: RefSeq, a predicted model, not a curated record